UUGUGACUAAGAUGGGUGAGCCCAUCCAGGUGUGCCACAUUUACCCGUUUGCGCUUGGAAGUAAGCUUGAAAGCGCACGCGAAAGCUUUUGGACCCUUCUGGAGAGCUUCUGACCCCGCAAGACAAUUGACAAGUGGAAAGAGAGCAUCAUGGGUCCCGAGGGCACAGAGGUACCGCAAAACCUACUGUGCCUCUCGACCAUUGUGCAUGACCUCUGGGGCUUGGCACGCCUUGCCUUUGAACCUGUUGAAACGUCUGACGACAAGACAUCCCUGACAAUGCGGUUCUGGUGGCUCCCUCUUCGAACUUUCUCCAUACAGGCCUACCCUAUACAAUACGUAUUCCUUCUACUUGCCAUCAGUACUCAGGAAGAAAUGCCGUAUGUGCUUUGACUACUGCCGGUAUGCUUGGAAAUGCACAUGACUUGUCAGAGGUAAUAG
This is a messenger RNA of Aspergillus ochraceoroseus IBT 24754, 440 nucleotides long. RefSeq lists its product as uncharacterized. The transcript has a single exon. The record is from RefSeq and is a predicted model, not a curated record. Lineage: Eukaryota; Fungi; Ascomycota; Eurotiomycetes; Eurotiales; Aspergillaceae. The coding region runs from base 150 to 392 and encodes 80 amino acids.